AUGGACGCUAGCACUCCCUCCUUCAAGAUGGAUUAUAAUAAUUCAACGUCGAUUUCUGAGGAUGUCGGCAUAUCUUUCUCCCAACCUUUCACUAUAGACUACCAAAAUGUCUCUGUCAGGACUGAGCAAAUGCCCUUUAAUGUGUUCACCGCAGUCGUCUACACCAUUGUCUUCAUCUUGGGUCUUCUGGGUAACACACUGGCCAUCUAUGUGGUGGUUCGCUAUGCCAAGAUGAAGACAGUAACUAACAUGUACAUCCUCAACUUAGCCUUGGCAGAUGAACUCUACAUCCUGGGAAUUCCCUUCCUUGCCACUAAUAGUCUGCUUUCCUACUGGCCAUAUGGUGAUUUCUUCUGCAAGGUGUGCAUGACUGCUGAUGCCAUGAGCCAGUUCACCUCAACCUUCUGCCUGACAGUGAUGAGCAUCGAUCGCUAUCUGGCUGUAGUUCAUCCUAUUCGCAGUGCCAAAUGGCGAAAGCUGCAGGUGGCAAAGGUUUUCAAUGGCAUGGUGUGGGUUGUGUCCUUUCUCAUUGUGCUCCCGGUCACCAUCUACUCACAUGUACAGGAGGGAUUCAAUACCUGCAACAUAACCUGGCCCGAACCACAGAAUUUGUGGUCCAUUGUCUUCAUCCUGUAUACAUCUAUCCUGGGCUUCUUUUGUCCUCUUGUUGUCAUCAGCAUCUGCUACCUGGUCAUUGUAAUCAAGGUGAGGUCAGCGGGUGUGCGAGCAGGCCUGACUAAGCGGCGUAAGUCUGAGCGUAAAGUGACACGAAUGGUGGUGGUCAUUGUGUUGGUGUUUGUGCUUUGUUGGCUGCCCUUCUUCACGACCAACAUUGUCAACCUGGUUCAUAUCAUCCCUGAGAACAAUGCCACCGCUGCAGUCUACUUCUUGACGGUCAUCCUCACCUACGUCAACUCCUGUGCCAACCCAGUCCUCUACGGCUUCCUCUCUGACAAAUUCAAGCAAAGCUUCCAGAAGGUGCUCUGCUUCCACAAACCAAAUGGUGUCGGCACAACACAAAAGAGGGGAGGUGGACAGACGGCAUCCCGGGGCAGACCAAUUGAAAACCAUGAUCCUGUUUUGUCGCACAGAAAUCAGAAUCAGAAUGAAAAGAUGCAGCAGGUCCAGGUAUUGUUAAAAAAUUAUUCAUCUGAUUGA
Molecule: messenger RNA, 1158 nt
Organism: Scomber scombrus (Atlantic mackerel)
Lineage: Eukaryota; Metazoa; Chordata; Actinopteri; Scombriformes; Scombridae
Product: somatostatin receptor type 5-like
Exons: 2
Coding region: 1-1158 (385 amino acids)
Biological process (GO): regulation of insulin secretion; neuropeptide signaling pathway; cellular response to glucocorticoid stimulus
Cellular component (GO): membrane; neuron projection
Molecular function (GO): neuropeptide binding; somatostatin receptor activity
Source: RefSeq, a predicted model, not a curated record